Messenger RNA from Indicator indicator, 711 nucleotides. It is a transcript of the gene FAM3C, whose product is annotated as FAM3 metabolism regulating signaling molecule C. The coding region runs from base 1 to 684 and encodes 227 amino acids. Lineage: Eukaryota; Metazoa; Chordata; Aves; Piciformes; Indicatoridae. The record is from RefSeq and is a predicted model, not a curated record. The transcript is spliced from 9 exons.
AUGAGAAUAGCAGGUGCUGCAAAGUUGGUAGUGGUCGUAGCAAUAUUUGUAUUCACAUUUUAUGUCAUAUCUCAAGUGUUUGAAAUAAAAAUGGAUGCAAACUUAGGACACAUAUUUGCUAGGUCAGCACUGGAUGCAGCUGCACGCUCUACAAAACCUCCAAGAUACAAAUGUGGCAUCUCUAAAGCUUGUCCUGAAAAGCAUUUUGCGUUCAAAAUGGCAAGUGGAGCAGCAAAUGUAGUUGGACCUAAAAUUUGUGUAGAAGAUAAUAUUUUAAUGAGUGGAGUUAAAAACAAUGUUGGCAGAGGAAUAAAUGUGGCCUUGGUCAAUGGUAAAACAGGAGAGCCAUUAGACACAAAAUUCUUUGACAUGUGGGGAGGAGAUGUGGCACCAUUCAUUGAAUUUCUGAAGUCCAUCCAGGAUGGAACGAUAGUGCUAAUGGGAACAUAUGAUGAUGGUGCAACCAAGCUUAAUGAGGAAGCACGGAAACUGAUUGCUGAAUUAGGAAGCACAUCUAUUACUAACCUUGGCUUUAGAGAUAACUGGGUCUUCUGUGGUGGAAAAGGAAUUAAGACUAAAAGCCCUUUUGAACAGCAUAUAAAGAACAACAAGGACACAAACAAGUAUGAAGGCUGGCCAGAAGUUGUUGAGAUGGAAGGCUGUAUCCCUCAGAAGCAAGACUAAAUGAAAAGAGGAAAGGAGAAAGAAUAU